Molecule: messenger RNA, 1045 nt
Organism: Cannabis sativa
Lineage: Eukaryota; Viridiplantae; Streptophyta; Magnoliopsida; Rosales; Cannabaceae
Product: rhodanese-like domain-containing protein 14, chloroplastic
Exons: 6
Coding region: 210-920 (236 amino acids)
Cellular component (GO): chloroplast
Source: RefSeq, a predicted model, not a curated record
AGAUAUUAAAAUCCACAAUGCCCUGGCCCAGUCACUUUCCCACAAACCCUCAAAAGAUCUCUAAAACAAAAUAGAAACAUCAGAGAGACCAAGUACUACUGGUAACUAUUAUUCUUAAUCAAUUUAACCAAAUACUAAGAAAUCAAAAGAAAGGCAAAAAAAUACCAGAAGCUGAUUUUGGUUGAAUUUUUAUUUUAUUUUUAAUCUUAAUGGCUUCCCUUACUUCACUCACCUCAUAUCCAUCUUCAUCAUCUUUACAAUCAAAUUUUCAACACUCACCUCUGAUGUUGGCUUCUAAACAUUCUCAACAUAAUUAUAACUCCUCUUGGUUGAUGAUUGGAGUGUUGAGAUCUGCACAAACAUCCUCACAACGCCUGAAAAUCCAAAGUGCAGCAACCAAACCAGCAAAAAGACCAGCUGAAGAAGACUGGAAGAUCAAAAGGGAAAAAUUGCUAGAGAAAAGGGUACGGAGUGUGGAUGCUAAAGAAGCUCUGAGACUCCAGAAAGAAAAUAACUUUGUUAUUCUUGAUGUGCGGCCUGAAGCAGAAUUUAAAGAGGCUCAUGCACCAGGUGCCAUCAAUGUACAAAUAUAUAGGCUUAUAAAAGAGUGGACAGCAUGGGACAUAGCUCGCCGAGCUGCGUUUGCAUUUUUUGGCAUCUUUGCCGGUACAGAGGAGAACCCUGAGUUCAUACCAACUGUGGAGUCAAAAAUAAAAAAGGAUGCAAAGAUAAUAGUGGCUUGCUCAACCGGGGGAACAAUGAAACCAACCCAAAAUCUCCCAGAAGGUCAACAAUCAAGAUCACUGAUAGCGGCCUACUUGCUUGUUCUGAAUGGGUAUAACAAUGUCUACCACUUGGAAGGAGGGCUUUAUUCAUGGUCCAAAGAAGAUUUACCAAUCACAAGUGAAGAGGAAGAGUAGGGUGUUAAGAAGAAGAUAGUUACAUUUCAUGGCAUUCAAAUUUUUGUCCCUAACAGAAUCUGUUUAAAAUAGAAGCAAUAAUAUAUCAUGGCUAACAGCAAUUGUGAAGUCAUGUGUCAAUCUCA